AUGAAAUAUAGUGGACAGAUGAUUGUAUCAAAUAUCGCAUAUGUUAUUUUAAACUUUAAUGACAAAUUUAUUGUGAACAAAGAUGCCGAAGAAUAAAACCAGAAUAGCCAACCAGAUCUCGCUGACAAGAAGCCAGAUCAGGCAGAUCUUCACGCCUUACAUCGAUGAUUCCAGCGAACUCUUGGAUUCUUCGGCCGAGCUGUCCAAGGAAGACUCGAGCAGACAUGUCCAGUCCGAAGUAGUCUUCAGAGGGCGCAUCGAUCAUCUCCUGACCUUCGGACCCGUCUCAGCGGGGGCCAUCGGUGACAGGUGCAAGUCAGCCAUCGCCGAAGAGGAAGCAAUCAAGAUGGACCCGGAAGUGGCGAAGUGCUUUUCGGAUAUCAAGCAAGCACUUGCCGGGUCGAUAGCGGAAAUGGAAAAAGUGAGGCACUGCAACCGUUGUAAGAAAGUCCGCCUCAAUUAUCUUCGAGAAGACACCGUCGAGAACGUCAUUGAAGCUUAGUGUGAUCACGUUGUAUUUCGGCAGUUUAUUGGACUUUGAAAAAAAAUCUUUAAAAAUCAAUCAUGGAUUUUAUCUAGUAACAUUUGUAUUAUUGUUAUUUUAGAAUUACCCGAUUUCAUGGCUAUCGCCAAAAAUAUUUGUCGGUUCUAG
Nezara viridula (southern green stink bug) is the source of this 652-nucleotide messenger RNA. NCBI's taxonomy places the organism in Eukaryota, Metazoa, Arthropoda, Insecta, Hemiptera, Pentatomidae. The record is from the annotation of a GenBank genome assembly.